AUGAAGACGUCGAUGCUGAUGAUGGUCCAGAUAUUGAUGUCGUCGGUGCUGUCGGCGGAGCUGUUGAUAGAGAUCCCGCUCGUGGUGUCGUUCGUGCUGUCGUUCGUCGUGAUGACGAAGGAUGCGACAGUGACGGUGACGGCAGCGCGCCGAUGUGGGUGACGGGUGUAGCUUUGUUCCAGUCAGGCCGCACCGUAGAUGUCAUGAUUGAUGUUUGACGAGCGGCGGCGCAGGGCAGCGCUGGGGAAGUGAGGUGCGAUGGAGUACGGCGACAGGCGCGGCUUGCCAGACGCGUGACGCCAAGCUUAUCAACGAUAUCAGGACCGCUACUGGCAUCGGAUGGGACGAGGAAAAUUGUCGCCCAAUUCAAAACGCGGAGCAAUGGAAGACGGUGAGCUACUCUGGUUGGUUUGUCGCGACGCGUCGCUUACUCAUCCUCCGAUUGCACCAGGCAAUCGCCAAAUGCCCCAGAGGGGCGAUCAUCGAGAAACGACCAUCGAAAUUCUACUACCCUCUGACGUUAGUGAUCCUGGGGAAGGACUACGCCACAGAUAGUGAUGGAUUCAGCUAUGGGGACGACGCGUCGAAGACGACGCGAACCCCGUCGGGGCCAAAGCUCGGAAGCUGGAACCCUCGAGCUUUCAGAAGAAAAUGCUUCGGAAAGUGCGGGUGA
Messenger RNA from Microbotryum saponariae, 673 nucleotides. The record is from the annotation of a GenBank genome assembly. Lineage: Eukaryota; Fungi; Basidiomycota; Microbotryomycetes; Microbotryales; Microbotryaceae.